Epinephelus moara (kelp grouper) is the source of this 1690-nucleotide messenger RNA. RefSeq lists its product as uncharacterized. Lineage: Eukaryota; Metazoa; Chordata; Actinopteri; Perciformes; Serranidae. The coding region runs from base 19 to 1071 and encodes 350 amino acids. Gene Ontology annotation, biological process: response to bacterium. The transcript has 7 exons. The record is from RefSeq and is a predicted model, not a curated record.
CACAAGAAUUCAAACACGAUGACACCUGCAAAGUUUGUCCUCUAUCUGACAUGUCUGUUCUUGGGGGAAAUGGCUCAUACAAGUGAUCUGAAAGUGUCCUCGCCUGUUCGUCAAGAGAGACAAUUUGUAUCAGCGAAUGUUGGAGACAAUGUGACUUUGAAAUGUUUCUAUGAUGGCUAUGAAUCAGCAUGGCUUUACUGGCAUAAGCAAACUCUGGGACAGAAACCAAGGCUCAUCUGUAGAGGCUAUGUGUUUGAUACAGAAGUCACCUUUUAUCAUGAAUUCAAGAACAAUCCACGCUUCUCACUGGACUCUGAAAACACUGCAAAUCACUUGACAAUUUUUGAUUUGGACAUUUCAGACUCAGCUACUUACUACUGUGCAAUUAGCUAUGCAUAUGAGUUCACCUUUGGAGCGGGUGCUACUGUCAGCAUAAAGGGUUCAGGUUUGAACGUCCCAGCUUCGGUCCAUCAGUCAGUGUCUCAGACCAUCCAGCCAGGAGGCUCUGUGACUCUGAACUGUACAGUACACACUGGGAGCUGUGAUGGAGAACACAGUGUUUACUGGUUCAAAAGCUCUGAAGAGUCUCAUCCAGGAGUCAUUUACAGCCAUGGAGGCAGGAAUGAUCAGUGUGAGGAGAAACCUGACACACAAACACACACCUGUGUCUACAACCUGCUGAUGAAGAGCCUGAAUCUUUCUCAUGCUGGGACCUACUACUGUGCUGUUGCCUCAUGUGGACACAUACUGUUUGGAGACGGGACUAAGCUGGACUUUGAGCAUGAGGAAGCUUCUCUUGUCUUGGUGUAUAUCUUGAGUGGAGCUUUGGCAUUCACCAUCAUCCUGGUUGUGUUACUGGCUUUCUCAGUGUACAAGAUGAACAAGAGAAACAGCUGCCAAUGUACAGAGUCCCCUGCGAGAUCAUCAGCUCCCUCCACAGCAAAUGCAGAGACUUACCAAGAUGCAGAAAACCUCCAUUAUGCUGCUUUAAGCGUCAACCUGCCCAACAGAUCAAGAAGACAGAGGAACAACACCAAGAAUGAGUGUGUGUACUCCAGUGUAAAGCAAUAGAACUGUAACAUGUUUACUUUUUCAGUAAAAUUGAAUUAGUUAUUAUUGUUAAUAUCUAAUUAUUUCAAGUCUGAUGUAGAUUUUUUUUUGUCUUACAUGUCUUACUGUUUGUCUAACUUCCUUGUGGUCUGCCACCUGGUUGCUACGUUUUUAGAAAAAACCCCACCUCACCUCGCGUGCUUUGGCGGUAUACACAGAUAAAUGUCUUGAACACAGAAAAUAAGAGGAAAAAUUAAGGGGGAGAGAUUGAGGGGGGUUACUUUUGUAUGAGUCUAUAUAUUGUUGUAAGGAAAAUCCUGCAUAGUAUAUCUGUAGCUGAUUGUCUCUUGUAAACAUGCCAGUGUGAAAAUUGAACAGCUAGUUAUUUUUGAAUUAUUAGACAUGUAACCAAACAAAAUGCAGAUAUUAAAAUAAGAUAAUGUGGCCUAUAUCUAUAGGACGUAUAAAACAUGUUACCAGUGUCCUUUAUAGAUUAUGAAACCCAGUAAAUUGUGAGGAAAAUCACUUUAGUUUUUGAUUUUGGGUUGCUGGAAAUAAAUCUUGACAAUGAUUUGAUUUUAAUCAAGGACAACUCUGAUUACAUACAGACUCAGGAUCCAGGAUUAUUGCUGUGUCAAAA